AUGAUUUUUGGACUCUUCAAUUUCUUCUCUUUGACUAUUCUUUUAUUGAACUUUGGCCUAGUGUUUCCUUUAUUCAAUAUGGCGUGGGAGUGCGGUGCCUCAUCAAAUGCAGCUCUUGUUCGAAAUUUAAAUCUGGCGGGGAUUAUAUCGAAGCCGCGGGCAAUUGAAGCGAUGAAACACACCGAUCGCAAGUUUUAUUGCCCUCACUUCUCUUAUGCAGACUCACCACAGACUAUAGGGUAUAGUGCUACUAUAUCCGCUCCCCAUAUGCAUGGUAUUGCUCUGCAAGAGUUGGAGCCGAAGCUUCAACCGGGUAACAGAGCUUUAGACAUUGGUUCAGGAAGCGGGUAUUUGGUGGCUGCUAUGGCUCGUAUGGUAGGAAAAACAGGUUAUGUUAAAGGUGUUGAGCACAUACAAGGACUCGUCGAUUUGUCAAAAAAGAAUUUGCAAGAAGACGCAAAACAUGACCCGUUGAUUGAUUACAUGGUGGAGCAUAAAAGGAUUGAGGUUGUCCGUGGCGACGGAAGGCUAGGUUCACCUGAAGAUGAACAGUUCGAUGCAAUCCACGUAGGUGCUGCUGCCUCCGAACUUCCAAAACGGUUGACUGAGCAACUGAAAAUCCAUGGGAAAAUGAUUAUCCCGGUGGGAACAGCGUUUCAGGAUAUAUUUGUAUACGAUAAACACGCUGAUGGAAAGCUUUCAAAAAAGUCCUUGUUUUCUGUACGUUAUGUACCUUUGACUGAUCCUCCAAGUGAUUAUGAAGAUAUGUGA
This is a messenger RNA of Schizosaccharomyces osmophilus, 771 nucleotides long. RefSeq names its product protein-L-isoaspartate O-methyltransferase Pcm2 (gene pcm2). Gene Ontology annotation, cellular component: cytoplasm. Gene Ontology annotation, molecular function: protein-L-isoaspartate (D-aspartate) O-methyltransferase activity. Lineage: Eukaryota; Fungi; Ascomycota; Schizosaccharomycetes; Schizosaccharomycetales; Schizosaccharomycetaceae. The coding region runs from base 1 to 771 and encodes 256 amino acids. The record is from RefSeq and is a predicted model, not a curated record. Gene Ontology annotation, biological process: protein modification process. The transcript has a single exon.